Molecule: messenger RNA, 1716 nt
Organism: Tremella mesenterica DSM 1558
Lineage: Eukaryota; Fungi; Basidiomycota; Tremellomycetes; Tremellales; Tremellaceae
Exons: 6
Coding region: 1-1716 (571 amino acids)
Biological process (GO): transmembrane transport
Molecular function (GO): transmembrane transporter activity
Source: RefSeq, a predicted model, not a curated record
AUGAAAUCCGACACUUCUAUCGUCCUGUCCCAGGCGGCACAACAACAAUCCGUCGAUGGGAUAUCGACUGUCGAACCCACUUCGGAUCUAGAGUCCAGUCCCAAGUAUGAAGGACACGAUAUCAAAGAGAAAGAAGGGGAAAGCGUCCAAAGCGAGACCCUGCACGAGUUAGAAAGGGGUGAUUCGAAAAUUCAAGAGAAUCACGAUCAUGAUCAACCGGGUGUACGACAAGCAGACGCUAUCACUCGUACUUGGAGUAAGACAUCAUUGAGGGUGGUGUAUCUCUUCCUGUGGCUCACCUACACUGUGAACACUUUCCAGUCUUCAAUAACCGGCAGCUUGACCGCCUACGUGACCUCGGGUUUCGAAGAACACUCUCUCAUUCCUGUCAUAUCUAUCGUAUCCAAUGUCAUGAGUGUGGUGGCUUAUAUGGUCCUGGCCAAGAUACUCAACCUGUGGGAUAAAAGUUAUGGGUAUCUCGCUUGUUGUGUUUUGGCCAUAUUGGGACUGGUGUUGAGUGCUGCGUGCACGGAGAUCUACACGUACUGUGCUGCACAGUCAAAAGGUCUCGCAUACGCCUUCACAGCUUCUCCAUGGGUCAUCACAGCCUAUGCCGGUCCUGCCAUCUCGGAGAGGUUUUACGAUUACAACUGGCGAUGGGCCUUCGGAGCGUUUGCCAUCAUUCUACCUUUUGUGGCCGUGCCAUUGUUCGGGUUGAUGCAGUGGCAUAAGAGGAAAGCUGCAAAGGCGGGUUUGGUGGUGAAGGCUGUUCCGGAUGUGAGGAGCUGGACAGAGUUGGUUUGGUACUACUUGAUUGAGUUUGAUGUCCUCGGAGUCUUCCUCAUAUCCGGAGGAAUGGUACUCUUCCUUGUCCCCUUUUCCAUCGCCACUUCCACAGCCGACGAAUGGCGUUCAGCAUCCAUCAUUGUCAUGCUCGUUCCCGGUAUCCUAUGUCUCAUCGCUUUCACCUUGUAUGAAAAGUACCUCUCACCCGUCCCAUUCGUCCCUUGGAGAUUACUACAUGAUCGAACCGUUAUCACCGCUUGUGGAUUAUGUUUCACAUGGCAAAUAGCAUAUUACUGUUGGGCGUCAUAUUUCACUUCAUACCUUCAAGUCGUAUACGAUUUAUCCAUCAGCGAAGCUGGUUAUAUAAGUUACAUCUACAACGUUAUCGCGACUAUUUGGAUGUUACCCACCGGUAAUUUAAUCCGUCGAACAGGUUAUUACAAAUGGAUUCUUUUGAUAGGAGUUCCAUUAUACGUUUUAGGUGAAGGUUUAAUGAUACGUUUUCGUCAACCUGCUUUCGGUGGUUCUUCUUUCACUUGUGUUGAACAAGUAGCCGUGUUAUCAGUUGGAAGUCAUAAUGAUUCAGCUGCAAUGUUAGCUUUAUUAGGUUUGUUUGGAUAUUACGGUGGAGCGGUUGGUAAUUCUAUUUCAGGUGCGAUUUGGACAAACACUUUACCUAAAUAUUUAAAAGAAUAUUUACCUGAAGAAACUAUAGAUAGUUGGGAAGAUAUUUAUAAUGAUUUAGAUCAACAAUUGUCUUUUCCGAUGGGGGAUCCAACUAGGACGGCUAUUAAUGAAGCAUAUGCCGUGGCACAGAGUAGGAUGUUGAUCGCUGGUACGGCUGUCAUGGCUUUGGCUUUGGUUUUCACUUUGAUGAUGAGGAAUAUCAACGUUUCGAAGAUUCAUCAGGUCAAGGGGGUUUUGUUCUAG